This is a messenger RNA of Siniperca chuatsi (mandarin fish), 2893 nucleotides long. It is a transcript of the gene cog6, whose product is annotated as component of oligomeric golgi complex 6. The transcript has 19 exons. Gene Ontology annotation, cellular component: COG complex. Bases 379 to 2322 code for a protein of 647 amino acids. Lineage: Eukaryota; Metazoa; Chordata; Actinopteri; Centrarchiformes; Sinipercidae. Gene Ontology annotation, biological process: intra-Golgi vesicle-mediated transport. The record is from RefSeq and is a predicted model, not a curated record.
GCCUCUCCUGGACAUGCUAUAAUUUGGAGAUAUCUUUAAACUAUGAUCUCGUGUCUCUCUUGUCUACCUUAAAGCAUAUGAUUUGGAAACUCAUGUGUUAUUCGGUUCUUGGAAUAAUAUAAUUACACCGUUGCUUGAAGGAGUGAGGAGCCUAAAUAUGAGGAAAUAUUAUAUUUGUGUGAUAUCAUUACCAUUACUAUCAUCAUCAUCAACAUCAUCUUCCCUUUAACAAACAAGAACUUAUUUCAACAAAAAUAAAUAAACUGCGUAGCGGAACGUUGUGUCAAUCUCCUCCAGGGAUCUAUACGCCGACCGGACGUUAAUUUCAGACGGACCAAAACAUCUUUCCGAAAGUUGACGUGGAGGUGUUUGUGUACAAUGGCUGAUACUAAAGUAGAAAUUCCAACUGUAAUACAGAACCCAAAUGCGCCUUCUCAACCCAAUAACCCGCUGUCAAGGAAGCUUAACAAAAUACUGGAGACGAGGCUUGACAAUGACAAGGAGAUGCUGGAGGCUCUGAAGGCGCUCUCUGUGUUCUUCACUGACAACAGUUUGCGGACCAGGAGAAAUCUUCGUGGUGACAUAGAGAGACGAAGCCUGGCGAUCAACGAGGACUUUGCAAGAAUAUUUAAGGAAGUAAAAGAGGAGCUUGAAAGUGUUCAUGAGGAUGUCCAGGCCAUGAGCACAUGUUGUGAAGAAAUGACCAGUAGAUUAAAGGCUGCAAAGGAGCAAACUCAAGAUCUCAUAGUAAAAACCAACAAGCUGCAGGGAGAAAAUCACCGCCUGGAGGUAAGAGCUCAGGUUGCUCAAGCUUUCCUUGCCAAGUUUCAGCUAUCUAAUGAUGAGAUGGCCACCCUGCGAGGGGCUCGGGAUGCACCCAUUACUGAGGAUUUUUUCAAAGCUCUCAGCCGAGUGAAGCACAUCCAUGAGGAUGUGAAAAUCCUCUUGCGAACCAACCAGCAAACUGCAGGGUUAGAGAUCAUGGAGCAGAUGGCCGUGUUACAAGAGACAUCAUAUGAGCAGCUCUACCGCUGGGCUCAGAAUGAAUGCAGAGGACUGACCCAAGAGACCUGUGAUAUCAGCCCUGUGUUGACUCAAGCCAUGGAAGCCUUACAAGACAGACCUGUCCUUUACAAGUACACCCUUGAUGAGUUUGGGACUGCACGCAGGUGUGCGGUGGUGCGAGGCUUCAUUGACGCCCUCACCCGAGGCGGGCCAGGAGGAACUCCCCGCCCCAUAGAGAUGCAUUCACAUGACCCUAUGAGGUAUGUUGGGGACAUGCUGGCCUGGCUACACCAAGCCACCGCCUCAGAGAAAGAAUAUCUAGAAGCUCUACUGAAACAAGUCACUCUGCAAGAUGUGGAGGAGAACAUGCAGGACGUGGUUGGACACAUCACCGAGGGAGUCUGCAGGCCGCUGAAAGUUCGGAUAGAACAGGUCAUUGUGGCUGAACCAGGUGCUGUCCUGCUUUACAAGCUGUCCAACCUGCUCAAGUUCUACCACCACACCAUCAGCUCUAUCAUUGGGACCAGUGUGGCCUCCUUGCUCAUCACUAUUGAAGAAAUGCACAUCCUCAGCAAAAAGAUGUUCUUCAACAGCCUGAGCCUUCAUGCAAGCAGACUCAUGGACAAGGUGGAGCUACCACCUGCAGACCUGGGACCUACAGCCUCCCUCACUCAGACCCUCUCCCUCCUCAGGGAGGUGCUGGCCUCCCACGACUCGUCAGUGGUUCCUCUGGAUGCCCGCCAGGCUGACUUUGCUCAGGUGCUCUCUUGCAUCUUGGAUCCCCUUCUACAGUUGUGUACUGUGUCAGCCAGUAACCUCGGCACUGCUGACAUGGCUACUUACAUGGUCAACUCGCUGUAUGUCAUGAAGACCACGCUGGCUCUCUUUGAGUUCACUGACAAGAGGCUCGAGAUGCUCGAGUUCCAGAUCGAGGCUCACCUUGACACUCUGAUCAACGAGCAGGCAUCCUACGUGCUGACCAGAGCUGGACUGAGUUACAUCUACAGCUGUGUCCAGCAGCACAGUGCUGAACAGGGUCCUCUGUCCCUCCUCCCCAGCAUGGACAGCUCUUCGGUGAAAGCUGCAAUGGUCCAGUUUGAUCGGUACUUGUCGUCGCCUGACACUCUAUUGAUGCCACAGCUAAACUUCCUACUCAGUGCAGCUAUCAAGGAGCAGAUUUUCCGUCAGUCAACAGAGCUGGUGUGCAGAGCCUAUGGGGAGGUUUACACAGCGCUGACCAGUCCAGCUAACGGCUACAAAGACCCAGAGAACCUGGUACCCAGAUCACCUAAGCAGGUUCAGACCUUGCUGUCCUGAGAGACACUUUUGUCCCACCUUUUUGAUCUCGAGAACACAGGGUGAGCCCCAGCGAAGGACAGCCUGCAGGUUAUUUAAAGAGCUGUAUAAUUUGUACAGUAUAAUAACACAAAUGUAUAUAAAAGUAGUUGCUAAGGUGGGGUUCUUUAUGGGAAAUGUGGGAUGUGGAUCGCUGACCUCAGAGAUAGACACACUCGUGUUCCAGGAGGAAAGAACAUUAUACGUAUAUGAUCCAUUUACUUUCACUGCUGCAGGCAGUCGGCUUGUUUUUCUCUCUGUAAAGCACAUAUGUCUCCUUCUUUCUGUCUGUUCUCACACCAUGUACUCUGUUUGGGUUCCAUAAUUGUACAAAACAAUGUCUUUUUAUUGAAAAUAUUGAACACUAUAUAAAACAAAAGGAUACGCUGAAUUUAAGAGACUUAUCUUAUUUUUCCACACUUAAAAGUGGUCAGGAAAAAUUCAGCCACAAUGCCAAGAGGAACCUCAGGAAGCUUCAGCAAAAACAUUGUGGUCAUUUUAUUUUAUUUUUACUGUUUUUGAGCUGUAAGAAUAAAAUGAAAAAUCUGUCUUA